UACGAAGUGGGACGGGUGGGGCGGAUAAACCUAAAAUCCACCCCGCCUCAUCACCCAUGGCGGGUAUGGUUUUUAUCUCCAUCCCCGCCCCAUCACCCGCCAAACCAAGAUUCAUCCCCGCCCCAACGCAGCUCUCUUAUUUGACCCGCCCCAACGCGGGUCUCUUAUUUGACCCGCCCCACUGACAUCCCUAGAUAUGUGCUUUAUAAGUGGGUAAAAGACACUUGUAAUUUGAAAAAACAAAAAAAAAAAAAAAAAAAAAAGGUAGAGAAACAGAGUGUAAUUGGAUAGAGUUGACAUAUUUUGACUCAUAUAGUAUAAGCUACUCCGUAUAAAAUUAAAUGCUUGUUGUUACUUUAUUUUUCUUAAAUAAAUAAAUAAAUAUCUGGACUAAUAGAUUUAGAAUACUUUUUUUUAUUUUUAACUAGUAGAUAUACAAACCAACAGAGUUGUUUUUUUUUUUUUUUAAGGAACAUACCAACAUAGUAUGACUAUGGGCCGUUACUGUUAACUUAGUGAAGUAUAACUUGAGGUUCAGGUUCAAUGCAUAAUAAUUCAUUGAGGCUCAGGUUCAAGGCAUAAUUACUUAAGUGGGGUCCAGAAAAGCUGUGAUGCAUUUAUAAAUCUAUGUGGUCAUUAGUUCUUCUUAUUAACCACAACUAAUUAUUUGCGGUUGAGGUUCACGUUGAAGUUGAUAGUUGUGAUAAUUUCUUGAUGGAAUCUUAAAGCUGCAACUACUGAGUAGUAUUUAUCUUCUCUCUUUGUUCCUUUAUUUCCCAGUUUAUAUUUCUGUAGUUUGAAAUUAAAAUUAAAAGAGGUGGUUUUUGGUGUUCUUGUUGAAGCUAAGGAAAUGAUAACUUGCGGAGAAGUAGAUUCUAAAGGUCACUUGGAAUUGAGGGAGGAUCCAGAGGCAUGGAUUAAAAAUAACCCUCCUUCUCGUCUAGCCUUGCGUUGUUAUGAAAAGGAAGAGGUAGGAGAAUCAAUAGGUGAGCUCACACAGCUCAUCCGCCUGGAAUUCUUGUACUGUGAUUCCCUGAAAUGUGUGUCUAACACCAUCACUAGGCUUCACAAAUUGGAGCACUUGCAAUUUUAUAAGUGUUAUUGUUUGGAAGAAUUGCCGGCAAAUAUAGGGCAGUUGGUGAGCCUUACUCAUCUCAAGCUUGAUUAUUGCGAGAACAUAAAGUUCCUUCCUGAUAGCAUUGUAAAUCUAUCCAAUUUGACUUAUUUAACUCUCUCUUCCUGUGAUUCCCUUGUUGAAUUGCCGGCAAAUAUAGGGCAGUUGGUGAGCCUUACCCAUCUCAAACUUAAAUAUUGCAAGAACAUAAAGUCACUUCCUUUGAGCAUUGCAAAUCUAUCCAAUUUGACAUCUUUAUCUCUCUUUUCCUGUGAGUCCCUGGUUGAAUUGCCGGCAAAUUUGGAUGGGUUGGCCCAUUUAUGUCUUCUUGAUAUUCAAUCAUCCAAAAUCAAGUGUCUUCCUUGGAGCAUCACGAAGCUACGCAAACUCCGACAUCUAAUGUUGCCCGAACAUUUCAGACUCGAAACGUUGCCAUAUGACUUGAAUCAUUCGGUCAUCAUUUCUGUUAAAGAUAGGCAUGUUCGCAAAUCCUGGGAGGAACUUAAAACAGAGAUAGGAGAAUUGCCCAUUCCUUUUGGUGGAGAAAUAAGAAAUGAUGCAGCUCAAAAUCCCUAUCAUAUCUCCUCCUGGUUAUCUCCGAUUGAAGGAGGAUGA
This is a messenger RNA of Chenopodium quinoa (quinoa), 1729 nucleotides long. Its product is annotated as disease resistance protein TAO1-like. The record is from RefSeq and is a predicted model, not a curated record. Gene Ontology annotation, biological process: defense response to fungus. The transcript has 2 exons. NCBI's taxonomy places the organism in Eukaryota, Viridiplantae, Streptophyta, Magnoliopsida, Caryophyllales, Amaranthaceae. Bases 851 to 1729 code for a protein of 292 amino acids.